Messenger RNA from Oryza sativa Japonica Group (Japanese rice), 1478 nucleotides. RefSeq lists its product as uncharacterized. Lineage: Eukaryota; Viridiplantae; Streptophyta; Magnoliopsida; Poales; Poaceae. The record is from RefSeq and is a predicted model, not a curated record.
AGAGGAUUAAAAUUUCAACAACAAGGGGAUUUGGGGAGAGAGAACUCCUUCAGUCCUACCUUGUCUUCCAUUUUUCACAAAUCGCAAGCAAAGCCCCACACCAAAAUCCACCCACGAAGGCCGAAGACGACGAGGCAAGGCAACGUCGGUGUUGUGAGGGGGACACACACAAACACUCGACCUUCGAGAGAUUUCCGAGCGGCAGCAAUGGAUCUCUGGGAGAGGGCGCGGGCCUUCGCCGGGGAGGCGGCGAAGCGGUCGCAGGAGCUGUCGGCGGAGGCGGCCAAGCGCUCGUCGGCGCUGGUGUCGGAGACGGCGAAGAAGUCCAAGGAGAUCUUCUCGGAGACCGCGACCAAGUCGCGGGAGAUCGCGGCCGAGGCCACCAAGCAGGCCGACCUCCUCGCCGGCCAGAUCAAGCGCCUCUCCACCGACCUCCCCGUCCCCUCCAUCCCCGCGAUCCCGCCCAUCCCCACCGCCGUCGCGCCGGAGCCGGACGCCGCGGAGCUCGAGCGCUACGGCAUCACCGAAGACCUCCGCGAGUUCGUCAAGGGCAUGACUAUCAGCACCUUCCGCGACUUCCCCUUGCAAGAUGAGCCGGAGAUGUCGGAUGUGCCCACGGUAUCGAACGUGCGUCAGGAUCUGAAUGAGUGGCAGGCCAGGCACGCCACUCUCGUCCUCUCCGCCGUCAAGGAAAUUUCAAAGUUCAGAUAUGAGUUGUGUCCACGAUACAUGAAAGAGCGUAAAUUCUGGAGGGUUUAUUUCUUGCUAGUAAACAACUACACAUCCCUCUAUGAGAACAAAUAUUUUGAGGAGCUGAAAGUAAAAGCAGAGGAGGAAAAAAUGGAUGCCAAGAAGGAAGUAACAGAGACCUCACAAGCUACAACUGCAGAACAUAAAGACAUGAAGGUGCAAAGCAAGACUUCAACUUCAACAAAUCCAGAGCAUGAUUUGGAUGUUUUCCUUCUGGGAGAUCUAGGCAGUGAUGAUGAGGGUCCUGAUGGUGAUGAUGAUGGGUUAGAUGAUGACUUCGAUAAGAUAGAUGGCACUUCAGGCUUAGAGAGUGAUGAUGAUGAUGACAAGGAAAAAGCAGCAGGCAAGGCAGAAAGUGCAAAGGAGUAGCUUGCAGAGCUGGUGAUCAAUAUGAUAUGAAGUGCUUUCCCAGAUCUACACAUGCUUAUCAUGACAACGAAGGCUCUAGCACGCAGCUUACUGCACUAGUCCAGCUGCUAUUGUAUAAUAGAUGGUUGCAUCUAUCCAUUCAUUUUUCUCCCACUGAAGCAAUGCUGCUUUCGUUGUUGCAUUUUUCUUGUCCAAGAUUUAGAAGGCUCUAUUGUUUUUCCGUUUUCUGGAGCCAUCUAGGGUGCUUUGCAUAUGCCAAUAUACUUCAGAAAAAUCUUGACUCUCUGUCUCUAUCUUAAAUUAGCCCCAAAAUUUCUUCUCACGUAUAAUAAAUUUCCCUGUGUGUAGGUAGCUCUCUA